ACACACACUGCACCUUUUUCACCCAGGCUGCAUUGAGGUCACGAGCGGCGGGUCGUUGCGUUGCCUCCCCCUACAAGCAACGUAACAAAUACUCAGCAAUAAUCCUUGGGAUACAUGUACCCUCGCACACAUGUCCUCUGACCGGUUUGGUAAUGACAAAUCCUUGUGUUGCACGUGUGCUCCUUCUAGCUGCGAUGACACUGUCACAGGCAGCAGGAUUCUUGGUGCUCCUCCUGGUAAUACAGCCGUGUCUACAGAAUCAGACUUACAGAGAGUCUGUGAGUUCAUUCUUUGAGAUGGGAAUAUCAUCUAAUACAACACUUAACGAACCGGUGUGUACAAAAGCGUCACACAUUAAUGCCAGAGAAAAACGAGCGGUUCCAAUGAGUUCGUUUGAUUACAUAUUACAAGUUGUUAUCAACACCUCUGACCCGCGGAGCCUCCGAGCGCUUGUGAGCAACCUCAGACCUCCUCUACUGGUUAACACAUCCUUUGAAAUUACCAGCAUCAACACCACAACAGUGUGUUCACCGAUUGAGGAAGCAUACCAGUGCAGAUGUGAGGAGAGCUACGCUUGGUCAUCUAACCACUGCGUUAACCAAAAUGCGUGCGAUGACAUCAUCGGUGGCACGUGUGGAUGCCUUAGCGCCCUUCCAGCUGACGGCCAGCACUAUUUGAUCCAAUCCGUUAUCCAAAAUCCUAAUGGAUUACUUUUGAAAAACCGGGCCCUGGUGUAG
Messenger RNA from Pungitius pungitius (ninespine stickleback), 737 nucleotides. RefSeq names its product adhesion G protein-coupled receptor F5-like. NCBI's taxonomy places the organism in Eukaryota, Metazoa, Chordata, Actinopteri, Perciformes, Gasterosteidae. Bases 153 to 737 code for a protein of 194 amino acids. Gene Ontology annotation, molecular function: G protein-coupled receptor activity. The record is from RefSeq and is a predicted model, not a curated record. The transcript has 5 exons. Gene Ontology annotation, biological process: adenylate cyclase-activating G protein-coupled receptor signaling pathway.